GGAGUUUCCACAGUAAAGCGGCGGUGGAUUACGCUCUCUCCGAGACCAAGACCAGAGAUCACCAUCCCGUAGCCAUAGACAUUUUGGCUCAAGCCGUGCGUCGCCCCCAUCGGCUCUCCGCCCCCGACGCCGCCACAGCUACACAAUGGCGGCCGCCACGCCCCCUGUGCGGAGCCCGCCCGCUGACGUUGACGACGCUGCCUCUCCAAAGGGCGGCAGACAUGACGUGUGGGCCGCCAUCGAAGAGCAGCUCGAAGAUGAGCUGCACGAGGCCCACGCCACCAUGGAGCACGUGGAGCUCUUGGCCACGGCCGAGGCCGCUGCGCUGCGCCGUCGCUCCGGGCGCGCUGGCGGGCGCCAGCUCGCCUCGUGCGGUCCAGGGCAGCGCCGAUUGUGCCUGCACUUCCUGAGCGGGAUGGCGCGGUUGGGCCAGAGCUCGCCGCAGUGCUUCUUCUGGGCGAUGAACACGUUCGACGGCAGCUUCGCGGCGAUCGCGGGCGAGGGGCCUCUCGAGGAGAACCGCCGCGUCCUCGCGAGCGCCGCGGCGGCGUGGCUCGUGGCCUCGAAGUGCGAAGGGCACGCGGCCCGGGGCCCAGCGACGGCGCUGCAGAUCGUCACGCUGCACGCCUCGCAGCUCUCCGAGGCGAUGGGCGGCCCCCCCAUCCUCGCCGACGACGUCCGCCGGGAGGAGCUGGGGCUGCUGAAGGCCGGCCUGCCGAACCUGUAUGAGCCGACGAUGCUGCAGUGGAUCGACCUGGUGCGCGCGCGCUUCGACGCCGUCUCCCGGCGCCGCGCCGUGGGCGUGUUCAAGGCCACGGUGCCAUGGAUGCACGCCGUUGCCGCCCUGGCGUUGCAGGCGAGCCCGCCGAGUGAGCAGUUCCCGCCGCGCGCGAUGGUGGCGGCCACGUCAGGCCUGGCCCUCGUCGCGGCCGGCCUGCUCAGCGCGGACGCGUUGCUGCCAGCCUACAUGACUGACGCGCGCUGGCAAGACGCCCUCGACCAGGUCCUGCAGGAACCGGAGGAGCGCCUCAGGCACGUCGAUCCCCGUUGUUUGGAGCCGACGGUGGCACGCGCCGCUCUGGAGUACGCGACGGGCCUUACGAUCGAGGAGGUGCGAAACUACGUGCCGUGCGUGGUGAUGUUGGCCAUCGGGGCGCGCAAAAUGCAGCAGCAGCAGCAGCAGCAGGAGGAGCAGCACAAGGCGGCGAAGUAGGAGGCGCCUUUCCGCCGACCGCCCCUGGCAGCAGGGCUCCUCUCACCGCCCUGCCCGUCGUCGAACUCCGCGUUCGAGACGGACCACCCCAGCUGCCUAAACGGGCAGCCCGAGUCGCAGUGGUCCUCCUCCACCACAUGAUCUCAUCCCCUCCGCCGCCGCCCAAUGACCUCACCCGGAUCCAAUCGGUGCAGGACGUCUCCAACAUGCUGAGUUGCGCAUAGGGUUAUCUUUCAGGUGUUGGGUCUGGAACCUUCUGGGGGAGUGCCCAAGCGACUAUUUGUUGACGCAGAUAGGUCAGUCGAACUGUUUUCCGCAGCACGAGCAGACGCAGCAUCCAGCGUGCCUGACUUGCCAUGCGCAGUUGGGCGACCAAUGUAUCCUCGAACAAGGGUUUCCUUUUUCAAUGUCUGAAGCAGUUUCGGUGGGCAAGAGGACAGCUUUUAAAAGCCUCUCCUUCCCUUGCUGCGCUGACCAGGGCGGCCAUGAGUGUAUUCCUCCUCCUCCUCCUCCUCCUCCCCCUCCUCCUCCUCCUCCUCCUCCUCCUCUUCCCCGUUCCCAGCCCCACCCCCCGUCCCACACUGCACUGCUUGCACUCUCCUUUGGCGUGCGGCUGCUGCCGCGAAUGAUCGGGUCGUGGCCACGAUCGCUCGGGAAGUGGCGAGGCGGGCGCUGCUGGCCCAGUCGGCUCGCUUGCGUGAGCUGGCGGCUCGGGGGGGCCCCCACUCCUCGUCCUCCUUCGCGUACUCCUCCGAGUGCUGCUGCUGCUGCUGCUGCCGCCUCUUCCUCUUCCUCGGGGCCCCCCCAGCCAUUCCGUUUGGGCGAGAAGCAGAUCCUGGAAGCAAUCCCUGGAGAUUGCCGCAAGUUUCAUUGCCCAGGGACGGCGUGCUUCAAAACCAGAACCGCGGGCGAAGCCUCGGGGACAGAUUUUCAUGCAAUUAUUUAUGCAAUUAUUAUCGGUCUGCGAGUUUGAGCCGCGCCGCCGACCCCCUCGAACGCGUUGAUGCCCGCGUCUCGUGGUGGGUUGGGGCCCGAGCAUUCGCCCCGUGCCUGCAGAGGCUGCAUGCCCUGCGAAGCUGCCUGCGAAGGCCACUCGGGGACCCACUUUUUGUUCGAGAUGCGCUGACAAGGCGAUCGCGAUCGGUCCCCCAGAGCCAUUCGAGUUUCCCCCCAGAGUCAUUCGAGUUCGAGUUCUGCUCCUCCUCCUCCUCCUCCUCCUCCUCCUCCUGCCCCUCGAUCCUGACAGCACCUAUCCGGGGGGAGCCCACCGUUUCCAACGCGUGUAUGGUGUCACGACAGCAUCUCAGCAGGCUCGAACAUACCGCGCAACGAGUUGUAGUUCCGGGUGUGGUCUUCCUUGCUCGGGCAACGGCUCGGCACGAGGGCCAUCCAUCGCGAUCGGCCCGCAAAGCGGGCGACUGUGAUGCCGAUGUGCGCACGUGAGUUCUGAGCCGUGCGCUGUCCCAGCGCCGAAGUGAGAUGUGGCCGUCCCCUCGCACGCCUGAAUAUCAAGUCCUUGAGUCAUUUAACUGGACUUGCGCCAAACUGGUCAAAGACUCCUGCUCCUCCUCCUCUCCCUCCUUCGUCUCCUUCUCCACCUCUCCUUCCCCCUCCCCACGUCUGCUGUACGAUAGCCAUUGCGCAUGAGCCAGCCCGAGGCCUGGACCCUUUGAAGCCUGCCCCAACCUUUUGCGGCAGUGCGCUUCAAAGCGCUUGGGCUCUACUUUGUUGCUCUAUGCUACGGUUCUAUGUUUAUUUUCUGCCCGUGGAACUCGAGGCGGCUGAUGUUUUUUCUGGCAGUGCUCCAAGC
This is a messenger RNA of Prorocentrum cordatum, 3023 nucleotides long. NCBI's taxonomy places the organism in Eukaryota, Dinophyceae, Prorocentrales, Prorocentraceae. The record is from the annotation of a GenBank genome assembly.